GCAAGGCGUGACGGAUCUUUGCGACCGACGUGGAGUUAGUUGCUAGCACUCCAUGGAUUUAUAAUCAAAACUUCGAAAUGUCUCGAGAAUAUUGUUGCGUAGAAUCGAAUAAAAUAGCUGCAAUUCUCGAUAACUGACAGAAAGGGAGAAAGAGAGAGAGAGAGCGAGAGAGAACGAGAGAGAACCGUUAACAAAGGGAACAGGUUAUAAGUUCAUAAAUGAAUAAUCAUUGUUGGCGGAAUGCACCGAUCCAGACAAGCCUCGAGGACGACGCAGUAUGGCCAGAACUUUGCAGGGAGAGGAAACCUGUGCGGAAAAACUCCUCUGGAUGGGAAAUGUCAAGAGCCACUGGAAAUGACAGUGUGGGAGAUAGAGUAACAAAGGCAAGUGGAAGGACCGAGGAAAAUAAUUCAGAGUUUCCAGUCCUUCGAGAGACCAUGGCAAGAGGUAGACGGAAAUCCUUUGUGAUACACCCAACAACAGAGGAUAUUUUCUUAUUUGCCGAUGAAAUGAAAGAGAAGGCUAAAACGCCAUGGAGGAGGAGGCCGAAAAGAACCGACCGGAUAUGCAUCGAUCUUCGGGAAGCUUUAGAGAAUCACGACUAUCUUAUGAGGAUUCAAACCGACGAUUGCAAAAAGAUCAGGAUAAACGUUUGCAGACUUAAACUUGACCCACUAAAGGACUGUGCCAUGGGGUACUUUCCACCAGGACGAAUGAAACAUGGUAAACUUUAUAUAGAAAAGGUGAAGAGACUAUCCAAGUUGAAGCAGGCAAUCAUAGAGGAUCGAAAGAGAAAGAAAAAAGAAUUCUUUGAGUCGGGAAAGUGCAACGCAAUAACAAGGGACAUUAUUCCACUAGAUUUGAGCAAGCUAAAAAUCGAGCCUGACCCCAAUGUAGACAUAAAUAUAGUUCAAGAUCUGAACUCACUAACACUGUAUAGUUCAAAGGACUGGAGGCCACAACCUGAAAAUCUGGACGAACGCUUUGAAUUUACCCUCGAUAUCGCUAAUUCGCUGAAAAACUUAAUAAUAAAUGACGGUAAUAAACAAAAUGUUAAGUGCUACCAAAUGGAUGGAAACGAAGAUAAAACCUGUGUAGAUCUGAUCGGUAGAACACUAUGCUUAAACAUUUCCGAUGGUAUCGAUAUGAUACAGCCUAAUCAGGGAGACGUUAUAAAGCACUCUAAACGAUUUAGAGAAUACUGUACUAACACGUUAUCUCCAGUCCUGGAUGCAAGCCUGGACGUAUUUCUUGCAAAGAUUACAAGCCUUCAAAAAAAGUUAUACGAAAGGAACAACAUCAAAGGAAGGUGUAAACGCAGAUACUAUGCUGGGAUCAGAGAAACAGAGAAACACGUGAAACUGAAUAAAGUCAAAUUCGUUGUCAUAACACCUGACAUGGAAAAGAUAGAAGCAGAAGGAGGUCUUGACGAUGCCGUGUACAGAUUAAUCGAUAACUGCAAAAAUCAUGCGAUCGCCUUCUGUUUCGGACUCGAUAGAAGAAAAUUAGGCUACCUUACUCAUGGGAGAGGCCUCGUCAGCUGUAUCGGCAUAGUGGAUUACAGCAAUGCCAUGGAAGAAUUGAGAGUAUUGCUCGAGGAAGUGGUACGGGUAAAAAAUAAGUACCAACGAUUGAAAGGACACGCAGACAAAGUGAUUAAUUUGCAAUCGAUACUGUCAGGUACUGAUUUACUCUUAACCGAGGUGCUGAAUACUCUCCUGAAAAUUUUAGCGUCCACUUGAAAUUAAAUAAACGUAAAAUAUAUCCACCGAAGGUGCA
Orussus abietinus is the source of this 1779-nucleotide messenger RNA. RefSeq lists its product as uncharacterized. Gene Ontology annotation, cellular component: ribonucleoprotein complex. Gene Ontology annotation, molecular function: selenocysteine insertion sequence binding; ribonucleoprotein complex binding; mRNA 3'-UTR binding. Lineage: Eukaryota; Metazoa; Arthropoda; Insecta; Hymenoptera; Orussidae. Bases 219 to 1742 code for a protein of 507 amino acids. Gene Ontology annotation, biological process: selenocysteine incorporation. The record is from RefSeq and is a predicted model, not a curated record. The transcript is spliced from 6 exons.